CAGACAGACAAAACCCACUUCCUUUUUACUCUCAAUUCCACACAUAACAAAAAGCUUUGCUAUUGAUGUUUCUCUCCAUUUUCAAUAGCCUCUCUCUCUGGUUCAAAGUCUGAUCCUUUUUUAGAAUUCAUAUUUGGAUUUCUAAAAAACAAAAAAAAAAAUACUUACUCUUUCUUAGUUAAAUUCAGAUUCUGGGUUCUUUUGGAGGAAACCCCUGGAACAAAAAGGGUAAAAAUUCUUGGUGUUUUCUGUUUUGGAGUAAGAGAAAAAGAAAAUGGGUCUUUUUCUCUCUAGAAAUAUUGCCAAUUUCAUUGUCUCUUCUAUCUCUUUGUCCGAGAAAUUUGUUGGGAAGUUAUCCCCUGGACAAUUUGAGAACAUGGUUUCUUUGGUUUCUCGGAAAGGAAGGCAUUUGCAGCGUUAUGAUAAUAAAGGUUGUCGCCAAGUUGUAGGAUGCAUUCCGUACAGAUUUAGGCAUGCCACGAAGUGUUCUUCAGUUGAGGAAUUAGAAGUACUUUUGAUUAGCUCACAAAAGAGUCAAGCAAUGAUGUUCCCAAAGGGAGGUUGGGAAAUUGAUGAAUCCAUGGAAGAGGCGGCUUUAAGAGAGACAAUAGAGGAAGCUGGUGUUCUUGGCAAAGUUGAGAACAAAUUAGGUAAAUGGCGUUAUAAAAGCAAAAGCCAGGGCACAACGCAUGAGGGACAUAUGUUUGCUCUGCUUGUCAAGCAGCAAUUGGAUCUUUGGCCUGAGCAAAAUGUCAGGAAACGUCGAUGGUUGACUGUUUCUGAAGCAAAAGAAGUAUGUCAACAUUCAUGGAUGAAGGAGGCCUUAGAUGAAUUAGUCCGUCGACAAAAGGACCUUCUACAACAAGUAAAAGAAAAAGAUGAAACCGUUUGUAAAUAGCUCAAACUGGUAAAUGGCCGUAGUCAUACUUUUGGAAUUAAUUUGCAAUAAGGAUGAAUCAAACGUAGGGGCAAAAGAAUUCGAGGGUCGUGAGAAAAUCUCAAUCUAGGAGUGAGGAAGCUGAAGAGAAAUUUCAUUUCUUGCCUCCAUUCAGGUGUUGACCUAAUCAGAAAAUUGAUUGGAAAAAAAAAAAAGACACCAUAGAUGGAAGGCUUAGAAAGAGGAUCUUGUAGAUGUAGAAAUUCUAUUCAUUCUUUCUAUUUAAUUGAUUUUUGUUUAUGAUUCUUUUCUGUAUUGACUCAGAGUUUUUUUGUUACCCCUUUCUAUGUUUGCAUGAAAUGCAAGUAGCACUCCACCUUGCAAAGUUGUGCAUGAAUGAAGUAUACAGAGAUUAAAGAAAUUUUAUUACUUA
Messenger RNA from Ziziphus jujuba (common jujube), 1310 nucleotides. RefSeq names its product nudix hydrolase 18, mitochondrial. The coding region runs from base 275 to 898 and encodes 207 amino acids. NCBI's taxonomy places the organism in Eukaryota, Viridiplantae, Streptophyta, Magnoliopsida, Rosales, Rhamnaceae. Gene Ontology annotation, cellular component: nucleus; cytoplasm. Gene Ontology annotation, molecular function: pyrophosphatase activity. The record is from RefSeq and is a predicted model, not a curated record. The transcript is spliced from 5 exons.